Rhizophagus irregularis DAOM 181602=DAOM 197198 is the source of this 1318-nucleotide messenger RNA. RefSeq names its product biotin synthase. Gene Ontology annotation, cellular component: mitochondrion. The record is from RefSeq and is a predicted model, not a curated record. Gene Ontology annotation, molecular function: biotin synthase activity; 2 iron, 2 sulfur cluster binding. Gene Ontology annotation, biological process: biotin biosynthetic process. NCBI's taxonomy places the organism in Eukaryota, Fungi, Glomeromycota, Glomeromycetes, Glomerales, Glomeraceae.
CCUCUCUUCACAAAAAAAAAAAAAUAUUAUCAUCGAGUCGUUAAUUAUGGCAUUCCGUUUAUUAACUCCGAAGAAUAAUAAUUUAAUAUCGGCUAAACUUUUAUCAAUAACUCAAGUUCGCGAGUUAGCUACGGCAACACCAACUUAUACAAGACCACUUUCAGCAGCUGGAUUAUUCGCUUCUGGACAUAUGAGAAAUGAUUGGACCAGAAAAGAAAUAAAAUCAAUUUAUGAUUCACCUAUGAUGGAUCUUUUAUAUUUUGGUGCAAAAGUACACCGCGAGAAUUUUGAUCCGCUCGCCGUACAACAAUGUACCUUAUUAAGUAUAAAAACAGGAGGAUGUUCAGAAGAUUGUGCUUAUUGUCCACAAUCUUCAAAAUAUAAAACUCUGGUAAAAGCAACGAAGUUAUUAGACAAUGAUGAAGUACUUGUAGCUGCCAGGAAAGCAAAAGAAGCCGGUAGUACUAGAUUUUGCAUGGGAGCCGCGUGGAGAGAUCUUCAUGGUAGAAAAAGCAAUUUCAACAAAAUCAUAGGUUACGUAAAAGAGAUCAGAUCUAUGGGCAUGGAAGUUUGUUGUACAUUAGGAAUGUUAAAUGAAUCGCAAGCAAAAGCAUUAAAAGAAGCUGGUUUAACGGCUUAUAAUCAUAAUUUGGAUACUUCACGGGAGUAUUAUCCAAAAAUAAUUACCACAAGAUCAUAUGAUGAACGUCUUGAAACAAUUUCAAAUGUUCGUGAGGCUGGUAUAUCUGUAUGUUCCGGUGGUAUUAUUGGAUUAGGUGAAACUCCUGAGGAUCGUGUUGGGAUGUUACAUACUUUAGCAACAAUGCCACAACAUCCUGAAAGUGUUCCUAUUAAUGCUCUUGUACAAGUUGAAGGUACACCCUUGGAGAAACAAGAACCUGUAUCAAUUUGGGAAAUGGUUCGUAUGAUUUCAACAGCUCGUAUAGUCAUGCCAAAGUCAAUGGUUAGAUUAUCAGCUGGUCGUGUACGAUUUUCUCAACCUGAACAAGCUUUGUGUUUCUUUGCUGGUGCAAAUUCUAUUUUUACUGGUGAUAAAUUAUUAACAACCGAUAAUAAUGAUUUUAAUUCUGAUCAAGAAAUGUUUAAAACAUUAGGUCUUAUUCCUAAACCUCCGAAUUUUGAUCAAGGUACUUCACCUUCUAAUAAAAUUAAUGAAGUUCAAGAAAAACAAACACAAAAUAUUUUGUAACUUUAUAUAAAUGUAGCAUUAUUUAUUAUCAAUUAUCAUUAUCUUAAAAUGUAUAAAAUUGAUUUAUUUUAUUUUAAAAAAAAAUUUAAUUGGUAAUUUUUUUAAUGA